UCCAGUAUAAAUAGUUCAUGCUCAGGCUGCAGCUUCCUCAGUCCCAUAGGGUUAUUUUUCUGCAGUAUUUGUCAGCAACCGAUCCUUUGGUUAUGGCUCGUGUCCUACAGGAUGUGUUGGAUCCCUUUACACCAACCAUUCCACUAAGAAUAACAUACAACAAUAGUCUAGUUCUGGCAGGUGCUGAGCUAAAGCCAUCUGCGAUUAUAAGUAAACCACGAGUCGAUAUCGGUGGCAAUGACAUGAGGACUUUCUACAGCCUGGUACUUAUUGACCCAGACGCCCCAAGUCCAAGCCAUCCAACACUAAGGGAGUACUUGCACUGGAUGGUGACAGAUAUUCCUGAAACAACUAGUGUCAACUUCGAUAAGGAUGCAUCAAUACAUGAAAUCAGCAACCAUAAACUGAAUGUUAGAGCAACUUGUUAG
Messenger RNA from Zea mays, 428 nucleotides. Its product is annotated as protein HEADING DATE 3A-like. The transcript is spliced from 4 exons. NCBI's taxonomy places the organism in Eukaryota, Viridiplantae, Streptophyta, Magnoliopsida, Poales, Poaceae. The record is from RefSeq and is a predicted model, not a curated record. Bases 18 to 428 code for a protein of 136 amino acids.